AUGGGUGGGGUGUUCUCCUCUUACACGACCGACGACAAUAUUCUCACGCUGUGGUCGUGGUGCCAGAGAUUGGAAAAUGAAAUCAACACUAUCAAUGCAAGGACAAACCAAGGCAACAAUUCACAAACUGAUGGAUCGAGCACAGAUUUCCAAUCUCUUUCUAGGAGGUUUGAUGAUUUUAACAAAGAGAACAGUCGUAUGCGCGAGGAUAUUACCGCUCUUUCUGUGAAGAUCGACGAGGAUAUUGCAAAAAUCAGUCAUUGGGAAGGAGCGCUUGAGGUUCUGUCUGGCAAGUUUCAUGAUGCCCUCACCGCAGAGGUCAAUACGAUGAAUGCAAAGUACCAAGCCCUUUCUAUAAGGGUUGAAAAUGGUUUCCACGACAGUCCACCAGCUAUAAACCGGGGGCUUGCUCUUGGGCUAUCUCUUGGCCUCGGCAUUCCUCUAACUAUAGCUCUCAUUUUCUUGUGUGCCAUGUGGAUUCGUCGCAAAUAUCCAUAUAUACCGCAACACGCGAACAACGAGGAAGCUGAGAACUAUAUCAAAAUACACAAGGCGACACGACAAAAAACUCUCACUGAGAAGCUCUGCGACCUUUUUGAAACCCUUGAUUUCAAAAAAAAACAGAUUGUUCCGGAGGUCUAUGUAAUGGACAACACACCCAAGAAGGGUUAA
Molecule: messenger RNA, 672 nt
Organism: Penicillium roqueforti
Lineage: Eukaryota; Fungi; Ascomycota; Eurotiomycetes; Eurotiales; Aspergillaceae
Exons: 3
Coding region: 1-672 (223 amino acids)
Source: RefSeq, a predicted model, not a curated record